Messenger RNA from Schizosaccharomyces osmophilus, 837 nucleotides. It is a transcript of the gene fta1, whose product is annotated as CENP-L-like protein Fta1. The record is from RefSeq and is a predicted model, not a curated record. Lineage: Eukaryota; Fungi; Ascomycota; Schizosaccharomycetes; Schizosaccharomycetales; Schizosaccharomycetaceae. The transcript has a single exon. Bases 1 to 837 code for a protein of 278 amino acids.
AUGAGUCUUCAGGAUCAUCAGUUUUUUAACACGUCUUAUACGGCGUACCAAAUGUCUCCUUUGUUUAAGUUUGACUCGAUGGAUCUUUCUGAAUUGAGUAAGAAAUUACAAAAGUACCUCAGAUAUGGUUCUACCCGAAGCGACAACUCUCUCUUGGAUUCUAGUGCCACGAAAUUGAAUAUAGAGAGUGCUUUAUUCUUAGAAAUUGAACGAGUGGAAGUUUCGCGUGUCUUGAAGUUGUCAGUCACGUACUCUAUAGCUAACGGUGCAAGUGAAGUAAAACGGCUUGGCCAAGCCUUUUUCUUUGGCCCAUCAAAGGAACUAGAGAGUGACAAUAAUGGUUCAAUACAUACCAGCGAAUUUACUCAUUUCCCUUUAUUGUUCGUUCGUAUGGACGGGAAACUAUGGCAUCAUACUGAACAGUUUCUAAAACUCCAGUUUGAUGUUCAAAUUGUCCCCCGAAAACUCACUUCUAGAACAUUACUGAAAAUAUUUGAUUCCUGGGAGCUGUAUGUAAAGAAUACUGUUCUUUCCAUGCCAACUGAAUUCACUUGGUCAAUCAAUAAUCCCAAUCUGUCGAACCUGAGUAUUGCAAUUCGCGCCGAGGAUUGCAAUUUGUGGAUGAAGAGUUCAAAGUCUCCCUGUGUUUACUACACCUUCGUCCGCCAUGUCAAAAGAUGUACUUCGAUUGAUUUAACCCAUCACCUCUUUGCAGUUACCAAAAUCGUUACGGACAGUUGCAUAAUGACAUCUUCAGGUAAAUUCAAAUUUUUCCCUAAUUCACAUUCUCUCCUACCUACAAUUUUGUACUUUUUAGAAAACUCUAUAGAAGCAUAA